Molecule: messenger RNA, 1011 nt
Organism: Haemonchus placei
Lineage: Eukaryota; Metazoa; Nematoda; Chromadorea; Rhabditida; Trichostrongylidae
Source: the annotation of a GenBank genome assembly
AUGCUUGCCAGAUGGUACCCUUCUUCUACUGAUCGUGUUCAUUAUCCCGCCAUAUUAGGACAGGGCACUCUGUCGGAAUUGCGGUACUUGAAUAUCAACAGCAACAGCUACAAACAUAGCGACAUUACUGAAAAACCAGCAGUACCGCGACCAUACUUCAUCUUGGAGUCAUUCGAACCUUCCCUUGAAACACUUUUCAAGUCAAAUCGCAUGAAAUCGCUCUCCGUGAAUGUUUCAGUGUUCGUCACCAUUGGAUGCAUAAAGGCUCUGAGAUUGCUACACAUGAAAGGAUUCGCUCAUCGGAAUGUCCAGCCUGCAUAUUUUUCAAUCCGUCUUCCAUGUGGUGGUCUUCUCAAUAGGAAAGAAAGCGAAUUGUGCGAUCUUGUGGCCAUUACGGAGCUCUGGUGCUGCAGAAAGUACCGCGCGAACAUACCGCGUACACGUACUAGUCUCUCCUACCUAGGAAACUGGAAAUAUGGAAGCACAGAGACUCUCAGUGGGAAGGAGCCAACCGCUGUCGACGAUGUGAUUUCAUGUAUCUAUAUAAUGACAGAGUUUGUCUUAGGCCAGAUACCAUGGGCGAAGGAGAAUGGGAAAGAGGCAAUAGUUAAAAACAAAAAAACAGUGGAACGUAUGACUUGCGUUGAGGACGAGAAGGGAACUACCCUUCUAAACAAUUACUCCAAAAUAUUUGAAUGGCUCAAGCAGCAGCCUCAUAUGCAAACCCUUAACUACGAAUCACUCUAUGAAGAAAUUUUAAAAAUGAUCCCAGAAACAGCAGGUCAAGCUGGAGAGCAGUCCCUGUUUGGAUUUUCUAACCCGCUUCUUGAUGCUUAUGAUCACGGAUUUGUUGAGAAGAAGUCUAAGGACAAAAAAAAUAAAGGGAAGGAAGGAGAAUCAUCACCAAAGAGACACUCGGCGGGCAGUUCAUCAUCGAAGCAGGCAAAUCCAGAAAGGAAACAUAGGAGGUCUUCUCAAGAAAGAAGCCCUGGAAGUAAGCAUCAAUCCUGA